Messenger RNA from Pelecanus crispus (Dalmatian pelican), 1395 nucleotides. Lineage: Eukaryota; Metazoa; Chordata; Aves; Pelecaniformes; Pelecanidae. The record is from RefSeq and is a predicted model, not a curated record.
GACCAGGAAGAAAAUAAAGGAGCCACCAGCUGGCCGGAGUUUUAUAUCGAUCAGCUGAAUUCAAUGGCUGCUAGAAAAUCACUGAUAGCCUUGGAAAAAGAAGAUGAGGAGGAGAGAAAUAAAACAAUUGAGAGUUUGAAGACUGCACUGCGGACAAAACCAAUGAGGUUUGUAACCCGGUUCAUCGACCUGGAUGGCUUGUCGUGUAUUCUGAACUUUCUCAAAAGCAUGGACUAUGAGACAGCAGAGUCUCGAAUACAUACCUCGCUCAUUGGAUGUAUAAAAGCACUAAUGAACAACUCCCUGGGUCGGGCUCAUGUCCUGGCCCAUUCGGAGAGUAUUAAUGUAAUCGCUCAGAGUCUGAGCACGGAGAAUAUUAAGACGAAGGUGGCAGUGCUGGAAAUCAUGGGCGCUGUGUGCCUGGUUCCUGGCGGCCACAAAAAGGUACUGGAGGCAAUGCUGCACUACCAGAAAUAUGCCAGCGAACGGACUCGUUUUCAGACGCUGAUCAAUGACUUGGACAAGAGCACAGGGCGGUAUCGGGAUGAAGUGAGUCUCAAGACAGCCAUCAUGUCCUUCAUCAACGCAGUCCUGAGCCAAGGGGCAGGCGUGGAAAGCCUGGAUUUCAGACUCCACCUGAGAUAUGAAUUUCUCAUGCUUGGGAUCCAGCCAGUCAUUGAUAAACUACGAGAGCAUGAAAAUUCAACCCUUGACCGGCACUUAGAUUUUUUCGAAAUGCUUAGAAAUGAAGAUGAACUGGAGUUUGCCAAAAGAUUUGAGCUGGUCCACAUCGACACCAAAAGUGCGACUCAGAUGUUUGAGCUGACGAGGAAAAGGCUAACACACACUGAGGCGUACCCGCACUUUAUGUCUAUCCUGCACCACUGUCUCCAAAUGCCUUAUAAAAGAAGUGGCAACACUGUCCAGUACUGGCUGCUGCUCGACAGGAUCGUGCAGCAAAUCGUCAUCCAGAGUGACAAAGGGCAGGACCCCGAUGCCACUCCCUUGGAAAACUUCAAUAUUAAAAACGUCGUCCGAAUGUUAGUCAAUGAAAAUGAAGUGAAACAGUGGAAAGAGCAAGCAGAAAAAAUGCGAAAAGAGCACAGCGAGCUUCAGCAGAAGCUGGAGAAGAAGGAGCGGGAGUGCGAUGCCAAGGCCCAGGAGAAGGAAGAAAUGAUGCAGACACUGAACAAGAUGAAGGAGAAGCUGGAGAAGGAGUCCAGCGAGCACAAGCAGGUCAAGCAGCAGGUGGCGGAUCUCACAGCACAGCUCCACGAGAUGAGCAGGAGGGCGAUCUGUGCUGCCGGCCCCGGAGGACCUCCCUUGCCACCAGGAGCUCCUGGUGGCCCUUUACCUUCUCCAGCUCCCGGAUCCCUUCUUCCCCCUCCACCACCA